AUGCGAGGAGCUGAUUACGUCACAUGCCAGACGUCUGGAAGAUGGACCAGAAAGCCCACGUGCUACCGCCAAACAACUACAACCACCACCACCACAACUACUCCCGCCCCAGCGGAAGCUGGACCAGAUCAGUCGCUCUGUCCCGACCCCGGAUACAUCAAAAAUGGCGAUCGCAUGUCCACUCCUCCCAUCACCUCUCGCCUGCAACGUCGGGGAUUUCGACUGGGGACUCAAAUGACGUACUACUGCGUCGAGGGGUACCAACUGCAGGGAACUGAGACCAUAUUCUGCGUUUAUGGGGGAAAGUGGUCGUCGGUUAAACCGUCUUGCGAAUCCGCUCCCAGAUCUCCAGGUGAAGAUGAAAACAAAAUAUACUGUCGGGAUCCCGGUACCAUCCUGAACGGAAAAGUGGCGGUAUUCACUGAAGAUGGCAAAGAUGGAAGUCUUUCCGACAAAUACCUCGAAGGAACCAUCUUAGAAUAUGAAUGCCAGAACGGGUACGAAAUGAUAGGCUCGUAUUCAAUAAGUUGCGAGAUCGAUGGAUUCUGGUCCGGUGUCACCCCCUCCUGCGUCGAAGAAUGUGGCAAGGUCAAGAUGCGUACAACAACUCGAAUAACAAACGGAAAGCCCACCGUGGCUGGUCAGUGGCCUUGGAUGGUGGCCGUGGCAACCGUCUCAGGCGGAGAGUCUACCAUAGAAUGUGGAGGCGUUCUCAUAGACAGGAGACACAUUUUGACUGCUGCCCACUGUCUCGAUACGCCGGGGACCUUUGAGCUGUAUUUCGGGAAAUAUCAUCGGAAUGCGGCAUUGGAUGAUAAGCACAAUUUGACUGUGACCACCAAUCCACACUACAACAGCACCACUUACGAUUCUGACAUCGCCCUGGUGCGAUUCACGCCCGACAUUCACUACUCUACUCGCAUCCAACCCAUUUGUCUACCCACCACGGAAUCAACGGCAGACAAUAUCAGACGAGGAAAAAGUGGAAUCGUGGCCGGCUGGGGAACAAAUGAAAAGAACUUGCCCUCAGAUGCCCUUUAUAUGGCCUUUUUACCCGUCCUUCCCGGGGACCACUGCGCCAAAGCUUACCAAAAACAGGGGAAAUAUUUUCCCAUCACGUCUAACAUGUACUGUUCAGGGUUCGAGAAAGGAGGGACAAGUAUUUGCAUGGGAGACAGUGGCUCGCCCAUGGUGUUCUACGAUAGUUUCUCUGAAAAGUACACUUUAGAAGGACUCGUCAGUUUUGGUGUCAGAGAUGAAUGCAGUGAGCCGGAAAGGUACACAGUCAUCAUCAAAGUGCUGCCUUACUUGCCGUGGGUCAUUCGUACUAAACUGAUUUCAUAA
Messenger RNA from Uloborus diversus, 1344 nucleotides. Its product is annotated as limulus clotting factor C-like. The transcript has 6 exons. The coding region runs from base 1 to 1344 and encodes 447 amino acids. Gene Ontology annotation, molecular function: serine-type endopeptidase activity. The record is from RefSeq and is a predicted model, not a curated record. Lineage: Eukaryota; Metazoa; Arthropoda; Arachnida; Araneae; Uloboridae. Gene Ontology annotation, biological process: proteolysis.